AUGGCGUCCGCGUCUCAAGCUUCUUCCGAUCGCAUCAAAAUCGAAGACGAUCCCGAGCCAGAAGUACUCAUUGUUGAACCUAAACCGGUGCCCGUGAAACUAUCGACACCCUUUAAUCCCAGAGAUCCAGAAAACUUUAUGAGACGAUGCUCAGGCCUUUCCAAGAAGACAAAUCUCCGAUGCAGCGCAGUGAUUGGGAAGAAAUCGCAAAAAGACACUCAUCCUACAUUUCUUCCUACAUGCGGCUCUCAUCGUGAUCAGCAAAGCCUUGCCGGAUGGUGCCAGUUCAAGUGCUCGGAUGGAGAGAGGUGCGGAAGGCUUUUCAGAUGGCGGCCACCAUACUUUGAGCUUUGUGUUGAUCAUCAAGGUCAUCCAGGCACGCCCUGUUACUUCCUCAAGCAGCUGCCGCUUGAGCUACGAUGCGAAGUCUACCGCUAUCUGCUGCCCACCGAAUCGAUCGGCUCAUCAACGGCUGCCGUUCACCAGGAGAGUUACGACGAGCCUUAUAUUUUUCAUACGACUAAUCGUCCUAUGCUGCCACCGCCGCCAUUCGUACCUUCAGGUCUUCCACCACCACUGGUAGCUGCAUUUCCCAUGCGACUCACGGACCUCCUUCUUGUAUCCCGUCAGAUCCACGAUGAAGUAAAAGACUUACUCUUCAGCGUCGUCACCUUCAAAAUUGACGUCCGCAAAGACGGUGCGUUCAUGUGCGGUCGUCGACUGCUGGAACCCAAACGGGCGGAUGGAUCUUCGCAUAUGAUGGCGGAAGCGGCCGACAAAGCCAAAAAGAAGUUUCUGAAAAGCUUCGAUUGGGCGUCUGUGAAGAAUUACACUGUAGAUAUCCUACUGGAGAAUUCGGGUGAUGCGCAUUCUCAUAUCAACCGGGGUCUCAACAUUACUUGGGACGAGGAGGUUGAAAUCUAUGAUAUCAGAGGUACGGAUCUGAUGCAUACUCUUGAGCAUUUGUUAAUGGAAGCAGAUUAUGUCUCUGUGGUCGUCUCUGGCAUUUUGGCCAAAUCCAAGAAGCUCUGCAAGCUUCAAGUUCGACUUGGUCUAGAUGAUUUCCAGUGGGACGAGUACCAGAUUCUGUCCAACUCCAAGCUUUUGUUUAGCCCUUUUGAACGACUACGAAAUGUACGACAGCCGAGUAUUGGUGGUGUAUUCGAUGGACGACCAAACAAUAACUCGGUGUAUUGUGUGAUACCUGGCACCUCUCAGAUAUAUUCCGUGCCAACAGGUCACUACGAGAACUGCUGCUCGGUGCCUUCCCUGCCUACCAACAAACCGAUGCUGGCAGCUAAUAUGCCAGCUUUUGAUGCUUAUGCUGCCGAAUGGAAGCGCCAGAUCUCCUCAGACAGCUCUACAGCCAUUACAGAAGAACCGCCUAUUCGGAGGAUGUUUGCUGAAUUUCGUAACUUUUACACUGAACUGGCCAAUCACGUACCUGACGUGACGUUUCGAAGUGGAAAGCACACUUUCUUACAUCAAGCCAGGGUUGCGCGUGAACAAGAAGAUGUAAUCGCAUUCCGUGGUAUAAGAAACGAGCUAAUUCACUACUGGGAAGCCUACAAAGCUGAUGAAGAGCGGAAGAAGCGGGAAAUGAAUAAACGUCUAGGAAAGCUUCUCGAGAGCGACAUGUAUCCUUCGCACGAAUGGGAAGACAUGAGCUCAGCGCGGCCUCAGUCCCCGUCUGGUCAAACCGCACAGUCUCCCGUGCUUUUGGACUCUGAUAAAAUGGCUCAAGAGGGUAUACCCAUGACGGGAAACUCGGGCGAAACGCGAUCCUACACGUCGGAACAAUACGUACGCAUGAUGCGAGUCCAGCAACAACAAAAGCAGUCCCAAAUCCAUGCUCCUGCUCCUGGAUAUCGACAUGUAGCCAACGGUUCAACGAGUGUUCCAAGGAGAAGUCAUCCCACACUCUCAGACUACGCACAUCAACACCAACAGAUGCUUCAAACUCAACAACAAGCCCAACAACAGAUUAGACUGCUCCAAAUCCAACAACAGCAACACCAAGCCAGAUAUCAAGCUCUAAGCCAACAAUCCCGCAAUUGCCUCGCCAAACUAACCGAACUAAAAAACCAAGAAAGCACCAUUCGUCAGCGUGCAAACCAAGCACUGUCCUCGUUGCGCACGAAACAACAUGCCGCAAACCCAGCUGCGCUCCAGCAGAUAUACAAGCAACAGGCCAGUGGAAUCACGCUGGCUGUGCUGGAAGCGCAGAGGAAGUUUGAUGAAAUCGAGAGGGAGAAGAGGAUUCUGAAAAAGUCUUUAACGGCAACGACAGGAACGGCAGGAAUGCCGAUGAAUACAAUGGUGGAGGCUGGUGUAAGAAAGGACAAAAGAACAGAUGCGAGUGAAUAUCUUGAAAAGAAAGAGUCGUUGGGGUUGAUGAGGGAGGAGAAGGAGAAGGAGGAGGACAGUCCAGAUACGCUCAAUAACGAGGAUCUGUACUCUGAUCCUUUCCACGACAAUAACAUGUCUGCACAGGCAACGGAGGGGGAUGCGACGUCUGAGAAGCAGUGGGGUUUUGGGAGCAAUUCUGCUGCAACUACUAUUACUACUACUACUACUACUGCUCUUGGCGACACUACGAUUCAAACUAGCAAGUUCCUUGCAGGAGUUAAAAGGGGAGGCUGUCACGAGGUACUAGAAGAGAGAGUCGGAGAGGUAGAAGUAGGGGUAGGAGGUGGGGUGGGUAUGCCCGGUCCAUCUACAACCAAAAAACGGAGGAUUGACUCGGGGUACCGUGAGGCGAUGGAGUGCAGUAUGCACGAGAACCCGAAUGAUGAAUGGAAAGGAGUGUUUGGCGGUUUGGAGAGCGUGUCGCAACAGCAUGGGGGCGAGGAGUGGAAUGGCUUGGUGUAUGUGGGGAAAGGGAAGGGGAGGAUGGAUGAUAAUGGCGAUGCUGAGAUUGUUCCUAGCUGGGAUUGA
This is a messenger RNA of Alternaria atra, 2937 nucleotides long. RefSeq lists its product as uncharacterized. The transcript has 2 exons. NCBI's taxonomy places the organism in Eukaryota, Fungi, Ascomycota, Dothideomycetes, Pleosporales, Pleosporaceae. The record is from RefSeq and is a predicted model, not a curated record. Bases 1 to 2937 code for a protein of 978 amino acids.